UCUUAUUGUCUUUGGAGCUCAGUUUUGGAAGAUGAGUUUGCUUAACCACUUCUUUCUUAGUCAAUUAACAGAAUUCCAUUCUUUCAACAAUUUGGACAAUUUGUCUUCUAAACUAUACGGUGGCGCCGAUUACUAGGACAGGUUUCAUGCAGGAGGCGAAUCAUUUGGAAUUAUGAUAUUUUAUUUGAUUAUCCUUCUUUCUAGUGUGCAUUUCCUGUUCGGAUUUAUAGAUGAGACCGACCAUAGAAGUGCAUUCAAACCACACUAUGCGAAAAAUAAUUCCAGAUCACUUUUCGACGACUUCACAUUCAUCACAGUUCCAAAUCUCACUGGGCUUGAUGUUGGCGCUCUUUUCGGACAUCCUUCAAACAUGACUUUUGGUCAACCAUGGAAACCUUACAAUCUUCACACGACUUCCACCAUGCGAAGUACCACAUCGCGUCACACUCCGGGAACCACUCACGAUACGUCACCAUUCACCAGCACUGAGGAUAGUCUCAGCUCUCGGCCUUCGUCAUCAACAGACCACCCUUUAUCGUCAUCAUCAUCGCAGGCAACCUCAUCGUCUUCGGCUUCAUCGACCGGGUCGGGAACUGCGGUCGCUUCUUCUUCUUCAUCUUCGUUUUCAAUCGCGACCACAACUGAAACCAGUGGUGAAGCAUUCACGGCAGCCUACAGUCCAAUAGGAUAUGAAGUGGAGUGUGGACUAUCCAAUUAUUCCAGUUUCACUUCUGGCAAAAUUGUUGGAGGAGUCGCCGCUGAAAGAGGUCAGUUUCCAUGGCAGAUAUCACUGCAGGUGUUGACAGACACGUCGGCCAGACACAUCUGUGGCGGGGCCAUCGUCAGCUCGCAUUGGAUAGUGACGGCGGCGCACUGCGUCUACAAAGUGGGACCUGAGAAGCUGUCCGUAGUGGCCGGUGACUACAAUCUCUACACUGUUGAAGGACAUGAACAGCGAAGAAGAGUUGUAAAAAUUAUAAAACAUAACUAUGUGAGGCAGAACUUCUCAAACGACAUUGCUCUACUGCAGGUCUGGCCCAAGUUGCGCCUUGAUGGAUUCUGGACAGCUCCGAUUUGCAUUCCAAUGUCUUCGCUAAAAUUCGAUUCAGGAUCAGCUACUGUGACUGGUUGGGGACGGCUGUCGGAAAAUGGAGGACUGGCUCAUAUCCUUCAGCAAGUGACUCUGCCAAUCAUACCCAAGAAGAGAUGCAAUGAGCUGUACGAGAGUGCUGGCUAUGGAGAUUAUCUCAACAAAUGCCAGAUGUGCUGUGGUCUGGAGGAUGGAGGAGCCGACUCCUGUCAGGGCCAUUCACUAUCGUAG
Nilaparvata lugens (brown planthopper) is the source of this 1321-nucleotide messenger RNA. Its product is annotated as coagulation factor IX-like. Lineage: Eukaryota; Metazoa; Arthropoda; Insecta; Hemiptera; Delphacidae. Gene Ontology annotation, biological process: proteolysis. The record is from RefSeq and is a predicted model, not a curated record. Bases 173 to 1321 code for a protein of 382 amino acids. The transcript is spliced from 9 exons. Gene Ontology annotation, molecular function: serine-type endopeptidase activity.